UGCCAUGGACUCCAUGUUUGAGGAUGACAUCAGCAUCCUUACCCAAGAUGCCUUGGUCCAGGAUGACGAGUGGCUGGACAGCCCCAACACAGACCUCUCCAGCGAGAUGUGCUCGGCCUCCCACUUCGCUCUCAUCACGGCCUAUGACGACAUCAAGAACCGACUGACCGGGCUGGAGCGGGAGAACGCCUGCCUCAAGCGGAAGCUGAAGAUGUACGAGAUCAAGUUCCCACUGAUCAGUGAGUUUGGAGAUGAGCGCAUCUUCUCGGUCUAUGACUCCAAGGAGACCUCCCUUCUGAAGAGUGAGAAAGCCAAUCUCCAGCAGCAGCUGAAUCAAUUCCAGCGGGAGCUGCAGAAAAGCAAGGAGAGGGAAGAGCAGCUGGCAGAGAUGAUCCAAGCCUAUGAGAAGCUGUGCGUGGAGAAGACUGACCUUGAGUCAGAGCUGGGACAGAUGAGAGCACUGGUUGAGACACAUUUGAACCGCAUCCAUAGCCUGGAGCAGCAGCUGAGGCAGAGGGACAGCAACACGUUUCAGAGCAUGAGCUCUCCGCUGCAAACCCAGGAAGUGCAGUACCUCUCGCUCCAUGGUGGCCACGGUGACUCUCCUGCAGGUUGGUGUAGUGGCCUCGAACAGGCAGAGGGCCUAGAGGUGCACAGGCUGGAAGCAGAACUGGAAGAUACGCGGCAGGAAGUGCAGAACUCGCAGCACCGGGAGGAGCAGUUGAAGGCGGAGUGCGAGAGGCUGCAGGCGGAAGUCAAGCAGUUGCAUGAGACUCGGGCUCAGGAUCUUGCGACGAGUCAGUCGGAGCGAGACAUGGCAUGGGUAAAGAAAGUUGGAGAUGACCAAGUGAACCUGGCUCUUGCCUAUACGGAGCUCACGGAGGAACUGUGCCGCCUGAGGAACCUGAGUUCUCUGCAAAGCCAGAUUCUCCGGACGCUUAUGCAAGAGCAGGCUGUCAAUGGUGGGCAUCGCCACUCUCCGCACUCACAGCGCCAUUCUCCUGCUCAGCAACGUCGCUCCCCAGCUCCCCAGUGCACCUCUCCAGCCCAGCAAGGGAGACCGUCCGUCCCUCAGUGCCAGUCGCCAGCCCUGCAGAGACGGUCUCCGGCACCGCCCUGCCAAUCCCCCGCCCAUCAACGUCGUUCCCCGGCUCCGCCUCCUUGCCAGUCGCCUGCCUCGCAGCGCCGUUCCCCGGCACCACUGCCCGGCCAGUCUCCCGCCCAGCAGCGCUGCUCGCCAGCCCCAAACUGCUCUUCCUCCGCCAUCACCUCGCAGCACAGAUCUUCGGGCAGCGAGAGAAGCAUCAUGGAUCUGGGCUACGUCAAACCCUCCAGCCACCACAUCAAAGCAAGCUUCCAAGGGCGCCGGAGCUAUUCGGAGGUGAGAGACGCGGCUAUGUACCAGCAGAACAGCUCUCUCUGGCUGCAGCCGGAAGCUUCCACCUUACCAAAGCACCGUCCCUACGGCGACGUUUACGCCAGAGACGCCUUCGAAGAGCACUUGCGCUUCGAGAAGCAAUCCUCAGACGAAGACGACUGGGCCCUCCCAAGUCCCCCCAGCCCUGAAGCCGGGGGAAUUCGCUGCUCCUCUUUCUGUGCAGGGUUCCCCAUCCCCGACGCUUCCACGCACCGGACCGAUGCCUCGUACUCCAGGGCUGAGCACGCUCAGUCCUGGCCCUCAAUCAAUUUGCUGAUGGAGACAGUGGACUCUGACAUCCGAAGCUGCCCCCUCUGCCAGGUGGCCUUCCCCAUUGGUUACCCGGACGAUGCUUUGAUAAAACACAUUGAUUCCCACCUGGAGAACAGCAAGAUCUGAGGCCUGCGCCGUCAUCCCUUCUUCUUCUGGCUUCCUUAACAAGACCUGUCCACCUCAACCC
Gekko japonicus is the source of this 1877-nucleotide messenger RNA. RefSeq names its product TBK1 binding protein 1 (gene TBKBP1). NCBI's taxonomy places the organism in Eukaryota, Metazoa, Chordata, Lepidosauria, Squamata, Gekkonidae. Gene Ontology annotation, biological process: canonical NF-kappaB signal transduction. The coding region runs from base 5 to 1816 and encodes 603 amino acids. The record is from RefSeq and is a predicted model, not a curated record. The transcript has 10 exons. Gene Ontology annotation, cellular component: cytoplasm.